CCCACUUACUCUCUCUCUCUCUCUCUCUCUUCUCUCUACUUCUUAUUACGUUUUCUUUCCAGUCUUUAGGCUUUUAAUACUCUGUCAGUUCUGCUUUACGGCUAAAAACUCUGAUUUUACAGAAUUCUCCGCUUACCCAAUCGACAACGAAAAUGCAGAAAGAGCUCGUUUCUUCCGCUAAUGUCGAUCGCAUCGAAGCAUCCUCCGUCUCGCCAAUGCUAUUCGUACCACCUGAUCUCCGGAUACCUUCUCUUCCGUACCUGACCACUGGCCGCGAUUUCACCAGGUUAUCACCGCAGAUUUCCAACCCAAUGGUCAGCCAAUAUGCUGUAUCUCCCCCGAUCCAAUGCUCAGGCAAUACACCCAUCACACAGUCUUCUUCCCCAGUUUCAUUUGAAGAUGAAGAUCCUGUGGCCAUUGAGAACCGACUCUACCUCUCCCGACUCGCGCUACAAUAUCAGCAGAUCACCGACCGCUAUGCAUACUGCCUCUCUCAACUCCAAGACGCCAAGCUCGAGACGGAGAACAUUAGUAAGAAGAACACCGAGCUCCGUCGUGCCAAUGACGCGCUCUACCAGCGGUUGAGCCUCAACUCCGCGAAGCAUCAAUACAGGAGUCCGAUGACUAAUGACUACCCUCCAAUGUCGCUCCUGGAUGACCACUUCCGGCGCCUCUCUUUGACAGAACCGCCCGAUGAAGCAAGCCCAACGAGCGUGUUCGGGUUCCAGGACAAUCGACACGGUAGAAAAUUUCCUGCAGUCGAUGACAAGCGACUCACGCUGCCAAAGUGCAUCUCGAUCCGUUCUCCCGGGUAUCUCAAGAUUCACCAGACGGGAGGUAGCUGCUCUGAAUCCAACCGCAACAUCAGACACCGUCCCACCACCCCUGUGAUGCAACAGAAAGUGUGCUUGGGCGGGACUGAGAACAAAGAUGGAGGUGAAGCAGAGGAUGCCGUGGAACUAGACGUGUAUAACCAGGGAAUGUUCAAGACUGAGCUGUGUAAUAAGUGGCAAGAAAACGGUGAAUGCCCAUACGGCGAGCAUUGCCAGUUCGCACAUGGAAUCGGCGAGCUGCGACCAGUCAUCCGCCACCCGCGCUACAAGACCGAGCUCUGCCGCAUGAUCCUCGCCGGAGACACCUGUCCCUACGGCCACCGCUGCCACUUCCGCCACUCCAUCUCCCCGCACGACCGCCUUCUCCGUCGGACCUGACCCCUCGUGCUGCCGAUUCGUCCCUCUAUCCCACAAUAACGACAACAAUGGAAAGACAAAUUUCAAAUCAAUGUUACUCGAGCCAUAACAGAACCUAUGGUCACAGUUCCGGAUUAGUAUAUAUAUAUAUAUAUGAGAGAGAGAGAGAGA
Molecule: messenger RNA, 1361 nt
Organism: Dendrobium catenatum
Lineage: Eukaryota; Viridiplantae; Streptophyta; Magnoliopsida; Asparagales; Orchidaceae
Product: zinc finger CCCH domain-containing protein 9
Exons: 3
Coding region: 153-1211 (352 amino acids)
Molecular function (GO): metal ion binding; mRNA binding
Source: RefSeq, a predicted model, not a curated record